GGUAGUGUCAGUUAGGAAUCUGAUUCUUUUGAAUAAACUCCCUCACGGAUUGCACCUGGUUGUCCAUGUACGGUAGCAUUCCAACCAUGGUCUUCUCUAUUUACAUUACCGCUGCCGGCCGGGGGGAUUGUGGUGAGCUUUUUGUUCUGGCUCACAAAGGCAUAUUUAUUAUUUUCUCCACCACCGCAACAUGCCCUGAUGCUGAUAACCUCCCUUCGCUUUCCAAAUGCUCCACUCACCAAGGCCUCCUCUCUCUGCAUUCGCACUCUCCACUCUCGGCCACAGCGGCCGCAGGCGACCGCAUUGCAUACAUCCUGUGCCCCUCCUGCCUGUGGACCCGCACUGAGACCGGAUCGAAGUCGUACCCUCCAAUACCCAACCAUUAUCGAAGGUGCAGUGGACACAGCAGCGAUGAAGGCGACCAUGGAGACAGAAGUCCUCCCCGUAGACCCGGAUAAGCUGGGCAAAACAUCGUUCUAUUCCUCGGGCGACCUGAUUGAUGAAUUCACUAUUGAAUACAACGACGCUUCGCAGGACACGAGAAACCUCCGGCGCGCCGCGCACGAGCUGGCCGAGUCGGAUAUUCCGGUCGCUUUCCCUACCGAAACGGUAUACGGUCUCGGAGCCGAUGCGACACGCAGCUCUGCGGUAAAAGCUAUCUAUGCGGCCAAGGGACGCCCUUCGGAUAACCCCCUCAUUGUGCAUGUGCAUUCGCUUGCGCAGCUGCGGGGACUUCUGUCUGGCUCUCACGAGGGUAAGGUCCUGGAGAAGGAAGAAGGUAGCAAUGGACAUGGCAAUGGGCAGACGCAGGAGAACAUUGACCCCAUUCCCUCCAUCUACCGACCCUUAAUCCAGAAGUUUUGGCCUGGUCCUUUGACCAUCAUCCUCCCCAACCCUUCAACGUCCCAUCUCGCACCCGAAGUCACAGCCAACCUCUCCACCUUCGGCGCCCGCAUGCCCCGCAGUAUCCUCGCCCUCGCCCUCAUCCGCCUCGCUGGCUGCCCGCUCGCUGCGCCUUCCGCAAACGCAUCCACCCGACCCUCCCCAACUGCCGCCGAACACGUCAAGGACGAUCUAGACGGUCGUAUACGCACCAUCGUUGACGGCGGACCCUGCGAAGUCGGCGUCGAGAGCACAGUCGUAGACGGCCUGUCCUACCCUCCUGCCAUACUCCGUCCCGGCGGCAUCGGCAUCGACGAGAUUCGCAAAUGCCCCGGCUGGGAAGAUGUCGUCGUGGGGUAUCAAGACGCGCAUUUGGAGGAUGCGGCGAAACCUCGUGCGCCGGGGAUGAAGUAUAGGCAUUACUCGCCCACGGCGAAGGUGGUGCUGGUGGAACAUGAUGCCGCGGAUGGCAAGUCGGAGAGAAGGCGGAGGGAGAUAGCUGAGACGUACUUCCGGGAUUUGGAAGAGGGGUUGAAGAUUGUAGGUGUGAUUCGGACGAGAAACUGGUCAUUGGGUAUGGGGUUGCCUUUCAUCAGAAAAGAGAAGACGUGGAAUGGCCAAGAGCAACUGGAAGACGAUCAAUUCCGAACCAAGAGGUUCAGGCAGGAUCCACUAUUGACCAAUCUCCAACGCUCCGUCAUCCAGCACCACGUCCCUCGCGCCGAGCAACUAACCAUUUCUCCGGAAGAAGCACGAUCGACCUCCUUGAAGGUAGUGUGGGAUAUCAACCUCGGUGGAGAGACAGACGGUGUUGCUCGCGGCCUCUUUUCCGCGCUUCGAGAGUUGGACAAGAAGCGCGUCGAAGCUAUUUUCGUGGAGGGUAUUGAUGAUACAAAGGGUGAUGAUAUCGCUGCGGCAGUCAUGAACCGGUUGAAAAAAGCUGCUGCUGUACGGCUGUAACCAGUGAAAAGGGCUUAUUAUAGCGCACCAGUGGAUUUGAGGUCAUGGGAGGAGAUGAUGAUGGAUAAGCGCGAUUCGCUCUCACAUGUUCAGCAUCUAGCGAUUUGAAAUAGAGGAAGUCCAUUUGGACCGCCGGCAUAGAAGUCCGAGAUUUGCACAGCGUUUCGAGCACCUAG
Westerdykella ornata is the source of this 2018-nucleotide messenger RNA. Its product is annotated as translation factor. Bases 199 to 1842 code for a protein of 547 amino acids. The transcript has 2 exons. The record is from RefSeq and is a predicted model, not a curated record. NCBI's taxonomy places the organism in Eukaryota, Fungi, Ascomycota, Dothideomycetes, Pleosporales, Sporormiaceae. Gene Ontology annotation, molecular function: nucleotidyltransferase activity; tRNA binding; double-stranded RNA binding. Gene Ontology annotation, biological process: regulation of translational fidelity. Gene Ontology annotation, cellular component: cytoplasm.